Suillus plorans is the source of this 1221-nucleotide messenger RNA. RefSeq lists its product as uncharacterized. The record is from RefSeq and is a predicted model, not a curated record. Bases 141 to 947 code for a protein of 268 amino acids. The transcript has 5 exons. NCBI's taxonomy places the organism in Eukaryota, Fungi, Basidiomycota, Agaricomycetes, Boletales, Suillaceae.
UGCAAAUUGCGAUGCACACGGCCCACGACUGCAAGCACAGGAUAGCCAUCAUUUCUCCAUGUGACAAGUCUAUAUAUGACUGUCACCUCCAGUAGCCAGCGACUGUUGUUUAGUACUGAACUACUCACUGCACCAUAUUGAUGGGAAACGCAGCUCGGAAGUUCGUUGAUCUCAUCAGACAAUCUACAGCGAAGUGGGCCAACUGGGAUCCACCUAUACCCAUACCAGUCGGUGCAUAUGGCAGGCUGAAUAACGAGACGGGCGAAUUAGAUAUUGAAGGCAAUAUCUAUGAUCCGGAAUUCCAGGUCUUGCUGGAUAAGGUGGACGGGCAACUGAAGCUAGCAGAUUUUCUUCCUCAAAUUGGGGCCGUGGAGGGCGACUUCAUAGUGUGUACGAUGGGUGUCCGGCAGAAAGAUCUCAAGAUUGAUGGAGAGAUAAAUGUCGCUGGUCUCGCUCAAGCAUCUAUCAAAGGAGAGUGGCAGUUUCAGCGCGGCAAGCGUGGUGCCCUCCUGAUCAUGCACAAUCCAAGGCAAGAAUACGUUCCGCGCGGCAGGGUUUUGGAGACGCUGUACAAGGUCCCAGAGCUCAAAGACAUGCACAUCGUCAACUCCAUCUUCAAAUGUCCCGCCUACACCAUAUACCUUUCGGACAAAAGUGGAGAGAAGAUUUCCUUGGCACUUACUUCCAACGGGAAUGCAACUGAGCCCUCGCAGUGGUGGUCAGAUACGAAUGUGAGCCUGCUGCGGAAGGGGCAUCACAAGGACUAUAUGUUCACGCCACUGUAUGGGCUCAAGCGCAAGUUGCCAUUGAUACGACGUCUCAUGCGAGACUCUCCUGUACCUGAUCCCGAAGGUGAUGACUUCUGGGUAGACGUGCAUGUACCAUGGGAUCCUCUGGAUGAAGACGGGGAUGAGGAUUAUUCAUUAGAGGUACGUCGUACCUUUUGAACUCGUUCGUUUUGAUGAAUCCGUGCAGGACGAGGAAGAUGAUGGAUGGGCGGCAAACACGGAGAGAUAGGAGCAUGUUUUGGACUCGGAGACUGAUAGCACAUGACCGUCCUUUGCCUAUGAUGAAUUUUCUAAUGACGAUCUCCACUAUGGUUUCAUCGACAUCUUGUACAAUUGACCUAUCAUGCUUGUCGUAUAUUAAGUUUGUAUUAAGUAGCACUGCCCUGCCCAUUUUUAUCUAGCUCACGUGCGCUGCACGGAGUAGGAAUCCAGU